CUGUGUUUAGGACCUGGGAGAAGCCGGGACACUUGAUUUCCUAAAGCAGCAGACUGAGGCGCAGCGCAGAGCACAUUGGUCAUGGCACAAAUAAGUGGCUUUGGACGUCGAUAUUUAAAAGCUUUUGUCAGUGGAUUUUUUGUGGCCGUGCCUGUUACAGUGACAGUCCUUGAUAGAGUGGCAUAUAUUGCACGAGUGGAAGGUGCUUCAAUGCAGCCUUCCUUGAACCCGGAGGGAAGACGGACAUCUGACAUAGUCCUCCUUAAUCGCUGGAGUGUUCGCAACUAUCAAGUACAGCGAGGAGACGUUGUGUCACUAAUAUCCCCGAAAGAUCCACAGCAGAAGAUCAUCAAGCGAGUCAUUGCCCUUGAAGGGGACAUUGUGAAGACAAGGGGUUAUAAAAACAGGCAUGUGAAGAUCCCAGGUGGCCAUUUUUGGAUAGAAGGUGACCACUAUGGCUACAGUUUUGACAGCAACAAUUUUGGACCCGUUUCUCUUGGACUCCUUCAUGCAAGAGCAACACAUAUAAUAUGGCCCCCUCAACGAUGGCAGAAAAUCUAUCCCACACUUCCCAAAGAACAUCGACUCCUUCUCUCUGCAAAUGAUGCUCCCAUGGAUGAGGAUAAUGAAUAAAAAACUAGUAACUGUGGAACGGGCAACUUUAGCAGAAUAAAAAAAUUGCCA
Messenger RNA from Erpetoichthys calabaricus (reedfish), 684 nucleotides. RefSeq names its product inner mitochondrial membrane peptidase subunit 2 (gene immp2l). The record is from RefSeq and is a predicted model, not a curated record. Gene Ontology annotation, molecular function: serine-type endopeptidase activity. Gene Ontology annotation, cellular component: mitochondrial inner membrane peptidase complex; membrane. The transcript is spliced from 6 exons. Gene Ontology annotation, biological process: mitochondrial respiratory chain complex assembly. NCBI's taxonomy places the organism in Eukaryota, Metazoa, Chordata, Cladistia, Polypteriformes, Polypteridae. The coding region runs from base 82 to 633 and encodes 183 amino acids.